Messenger RNA from Hermetia illucens (black soldier fly), 798 nucleotides. Its product is annotated as trypsin-7-like. Lineage: Eukaryota; Metazoa; Arthropoda; Insecta; Diptera; Stratiomyidae. The record is from RefSeq and is a predicted model, not a curated record. The transcript has a single exon. The coding region runs from base 12 to 749 and encodes 245 amino acids. Gene Ontology annotation, molecular function: serine-type endopeptidase activity. Gene Ontology annotation, biological process: proteolysis.
UCGGUACGGCCAUGCAUCGAAUUAUCCCGCUUAUUUUGACUCUACUUAUUGUUCAAGUGGUUGGUGUGCGAAUCCAACCACGGAUAGUAGGUGGAGUAAAGACUAGCAUUCGCAGCUAUCCCUACCAAGUGUCUAUUUCGGCAGAUGGUAAUCAUAUUUGCGGCGGGGUUAUAAUUCGUGUGCGCACCAUUCUUACGGCAGGACAUUGUGUGCAUCGCCGAAGACCCUCUUCAAUCACCAUCCGGGCAGGGUCAGACCUUAGAACCAGCGGCGGUACCGUGAUUACAGCAAAAAGUUACAGAAUUCACCCCAGAUUCAAUAGGAAGACACUGAACUUCGAUCUGGCUAUGAUCUACUUGGAAAAGCCUUUGCCGUUUAAUUCGCAAAUCAAAGCUAUUCCAAUCAACAUGCAGCGUUUACGGAGUAAAAGAAAAGCUGUUGCAACUGGUUGGGGAACUACCAGUGAACGAGGCCAACUUUCAAACGUUCUUCGGAGUACACAAGUGAACAUUUUAUCUUUUAGACAGUGCAAACGAGUAUAUAGAAGCGCAUUAGGAAGCAGUAUGUUUUGUGCCGGAAGAAUGGGUGGUGGCAAGGAUACUUGUCAAGGUGAUUCUGGUGGGCCAUUGGCCAUGAAUGGCUUACUGAUUGGUAUCACAUCUCAAGGAAAUGGAUGUGGAAGAAGAGGCUGGCCUGGGAUUUACACAAAGAUUGCUUACACGAGGAGGUGGAUCAAUAGGUUCGCCUAAAAGAUAUUUAUGGCUACAAGGUUGGAAAAAUUAAAGAUUUUGCAGUAUA